Molecule: messenger RNA, 2409 nt
Organism: Talaromyces atroroseus
Lineage: Eukaryota; Fungi; Ascomycota; Eurotiomycetes; Eurotiales; Trichocomaceae
Product: putative beta-glucosidase G
Exons: 4
Coding region: 1-2409 (802 amino acids)
Biological process (GO): glucan catabolic process
Molecular function (GO): beta-glucosidase activity
Source: RefSeq, a predicted model, not a curated record
AUGCUCUGGUCGACAGUUCUCGUGUCCGCUGUGACCUUUGGCGCACAUCUGGUGCAAGGCCAAUAUAUAGAGGAGCAAGUGUAUCCUUCACCCAAUGCCACCGGUGCUGGAGGUUGGUAUACAGCGUUUCAGAAAGCGUCUACUUCCACAGCGCAACUGAACCUCGCAGAAAAGGCCUUCCUGGUGACUGGUGUUGAAGGACCUUGCGUAGGAAACAUUGCCGCCGUUCCACGCAUAGGAUUCAAGGGUCUCUGUUUACAGGAUGGACCUUUAGCCAUUCGGCAAGUCAGUUAUGCGAGUGUGUUCCCUGCGGGAGUAUCUGUGGCAGCGACCUGGGAUCGAGAUUUACUCUACCACCGCGGUGUUGAGAUGGCCGCAGAGUUCAAAGGGAAAGGUGCCAAUGUUGCUUUAGGCCCUGUUGCUGGUCCUCUCGGACGAUCUGCUCUCGCAGGUAGAAAUUGGGAAGGCUUUUCCCCCGACCCGUACCUCACGGGGGUUGCCUUUGCAGAAACGAUCAAAGGGAUCCAGUCCCAGAAAGUCCAAGCAUGUGGCAAACACUUUAUCGGCUACGAGCAAGAAACACAGCGGAAUCCGAGUACUUACCGAAAUGGAACUAUCGAACAAGAAGCCGUAUCAUCUAACAUUGAUGACCGCGUCAUUCAUGAACUCUAUUUAUGGCCCUUUGCUGAAGGCGUUAAGAGCGGACUAUCCUCGAUAAUGUGCAGCUAUAACCGCAUCAACGAGACAUAUGCCUGCCAAAACAGCAAGACUCUCAAUGGUCUUCUGAAGGAUGAACUCGGUUUCCAAGGCUAUGUCGUGUCCGACUGGGCCGGAACCCACUCAGGCGUCUCUUCGGUUUUGUCCGGGUUGGAUAUGGAUAUGCCUGGAUCUAUUGGCUUCGAGAAUGCGAGCGUUAGCUCCUAUUUCGGGAACAACAUCACGGCAAUGAUCAAUAAUGGAAGUGUUCCAGAAGCGCGGCUCAAUGAUAUGGUGAGGCGUAUCCUUACGCCGUAUUACUACCUCCACCAAGAUUCUGAGGACUAUCCCACUGUCGACCUCGACACUGCGCAGAUAUCAUACGGAAUGUUCGGAGGCGAGCUUCCGACGUUCUCGUAUCCUUUCAAUCUCGGAAACCUUACGAACAUCAACCGCGAUGUACGCAGUGACCACAGCGAUUUGAUUCGGGAAAUCGGCGGAGCAAGUGCAGUUCUUCUAAAGAACACCAACAACACGCUGCCAUUGUCGAAACAAAUCAGACGUAUCUCGGUCUUUGGGAAUGACGCUGCUGACAUAUCAGGUGGACCGUAUGACCCAGAAAACACGAUUGGUGUCCAAGCUGUUGGCGGUGGCUCUGGCUCGGGUCGUUUCACGAAUCUCGUAGCACCACUGGAGGCAAUCAAGCAGCGCAAUCCUCAGGCCCUGGUACAGUAUGUCACCGACAACAAACUCUUGACUCAAGACCCAUCAGGAACUCUAGACACUGUCUACCCCGGCGCAGAUGUCUGUCUCGUGUUCCUCAAGACAUACGCCACCGAGGGCGAAGACCGCACAAACUGGCUUCUCGAUGACAACUCCACUGCCGUUGUUGAGAGUGUAACGAGUUAUGGCGGAUGCUCCGAAACCGUCGUCGUCUCCCACUCCGUUGGCCCUAAUACCCUGCCAUGGGCAGACAACGAGAAUAUCACCGCUAUCGUGGCUGCACAUUUGCCAGGAGAUCAAGCUGGAAACGCCAUUGUCGACGUACUGUUCGGCGACGUCAACCCAUCUGGGAAGCUCCCAUACACAAUUGCCUACAACUCAAGUGACUACAACGCACCAAUCGUCAAUUUCACGGACGUCGAUAACAGCGACCCAAACUUAUGGCAGUCUAACUUUACCGAAAACUUGCUGAUUGACUAUCGCCACUUUGACUACAACAAUAUCACGCCACGGUACGAAUUCGGAUAUGGACUGUCCUACACAAGCUUCUCUGUGUCCAAUCUUCAAAUAUCGACGAGUUAUCCUAGCGGUGGGGACGUCUCACCAGUGCCACGCCCUCUGAAUGGAACGAUCGCCCCGCCUGGAGGCAAUCUAGACCUUUACACUGUUCUUGCAAAUGUUCAAAUCACCGUUCAGAACACGGGAAAACUGGCAGGUCGCGCUGUGCCUCAGAUCUACAUCGGAUUCCCUCAAACAGAAGACGUCGACGAAACCUUACCAACACCCGUCAAAGUGUUACGUGGUUUUGACAGAACCGAGCUUCUGCAGCCCCAAGAGUCGGUUACUUUGAAUUUCGACUUGCGGCGGAAGGAUGUUUCGUCGUGGGACGUUGUAAAGCAGGAAUGGGUGAUCCCAUCAGGAGCUUUUACUGUGAUGGCUGGAUGGAGCAGUCGCGAUUUACCUCUGAACAGAGCUUUGAGAUUGCUCUAA